GAAGGAGCAGCCUGUGUGACUGGCAUCCAGUGUCCCUCUGUUACCUCCUCCAGCAUCUCCCCAGGACUCACCUGUCUUCCAGCCACACAUUCUCCUUCACCCUCCCCAUGAAGAAAGGAUGAACGAGACAAGUAGCUGGUCUUCCUGCUAGGUGCACGAGAAGUGAUGAUCAACUCUGUGGAUCUUCUGAGGAUGUAACGAGGGGACUUGGAGCCUCACACCAGUAACGAUGGGAGCCAAUAACUCAAGUAAAACCUCUGUGUGCGAUGAAAAUGAGGAAGUUAACUUUAAUCAUUUUGAAAUUUUGAGAGCUAUUGGCAAAGGCAGCUUUGGAAAGGUCUGCAUUGUUCAGAAAAAUGAUACAAAGAAAAUGUAUGCAAUGAAAUACAUGAACAAACAGAAAUGUGUGGAGCGCAAUGAAGUGAGGAAUGUGUUUAAAGAACUGCAGAUCAUGCAAGGGCUGGAGCAUCCAUUUCUAGUCAACCUCUGGUAUUCAUUUCAAGACGAAGAGGAUAUGUUUAUGGUUGUGGAUCUACUCCUUGGUGGUGACCUUAGAUACCAUCUACAGCAAAAUGUCCGUUUCACUGAGGCCUCUGUAAAGCUCUUCAUUUGUGAAAUAGCUAUGGCACUUGACUACUUGCAGAGCAAAAAUAUCAUUCACAGGGAUAUUAAACCAGACAAUAUACUGCUUGAUGAGCAAGGGCACGUACACAUUACUGAUUUCAAUAUUGCUACCCUGGUCAAUCAAGGUACAAAGAUCACAACAGUUGCUGGUACAAAACCUUACAUGGCUCCAGAAAUGUUCUACCCAAGAGGUCAGAUCUGCUAUUCUUUUGCUGUUGACUGGUGGUCCUUGGGAGUUACAGCAUAUGAGCUUCUAAGAGGCAGGAGACCUUUUCACAUUCACUCAAGUAGUGCAGCAACAGACAUAGUCAAUGUGUUUCAUACAGCGACUGUUACUUAUCCUCCUGCCUGGUCCAAAGAAAUGGUUUCAUUACUGCACAAGUUGCUAGACAGAAAUCCAGAGGAGCGCCUUUCAUGCCUUAAAGAUAUUCAGAACUUUUCUGGAUUAACAGAUAUUAACUGGAAUAUGGUCCUGCAGAAAAAAAUGAUGCCAGGAUUUACACCUACGAAAGGGCGACUUAACUGUGAUCCAACAUUUGAGCUUGAAGAAAUGAUACUAGAAUCUAAACCUUUACACAAGAAAAAGAAGAGACUAGCCAAGAGGGUGAAGAACAAUGGGAAAAGUCCUGCAGCAAUGAAUGGCAAUUUACAAAAACACCUGGACAAUGUGGAAAGAGAUUUCAUUGUGUUCAACAGAGAGAAAAGUAAACAAGACCUGAGUGAAAGCCAAGAAGAUUUGUCUGAGGCUCAAACCAAAGAUGAGGAUGGAAAAAAUAACAAUCUCUAGUCUUUCUGCUACUUCUACAAUAGUAAUAAGAGCAUUAAUUAUGUUUUAUCUACCAAUUAAAGAGAUGUUCUAAUGAAAAGGUUAAACCAGACUUCUAAGGGUCACAGUAAAUUGUGAUCUUUAUUUGUUGCAGGCUGUUAACUUAGGAAGCAGUCUGCUUAUUAAAACCUAUAGCAUUUAAGCUAGACUUAAGUUAUUUAC
Bufo gargarizans (Asiatic toad) is the source of this 1612-nucleotide messenger RNA. It is a transcript of the gene STK32A, whose product is annotated as serine/threonine kinase 32A. NCBI's taxonomy places the organism in Eukaryota, Metazoa, Chordata, Amphibia, Anura, Bufonidae. Gene Ontology annotation, molecular function: G protein-coupled receptor kinase activity; G protein-coupled receptor binding; ATP binding. Gene Ontology annotation, biological process: protein phosphorylation; G protein-coupled receptor signaling pathway; regulation of signal transduction. The record is from RefSeq and is a predicted model, not a curated record. Bases 230 to 1411 code for a protein of 393 amino acids. The transcript is spliced from 13 exons.